AUGUCCAACAAACUCCCAACUAUAUCCGUAACUGCCGACAAACAUUCUGCGCAAUCCGAUUUAUCAUCCUCAUCGUCCUCCCACGACACCGACAGCAAUGACAUGGACUACGGUCGCGAUGGCGCCGGCGGCGUGACCGAUGUGGAAGAUUUUGACAGUCAGGCGGAGGUUUUGAAGCCCAACUCCCGGCGUGGCUCGGGAUCCGUAAAACUAAAAGCCGAAACCAAAUCCAAUACAGGCGAAAACGAUGUGACCGAUGUGGAGGACUACGAUACAGAAUCUGAGGAUGAGGAGAAGAGCACGGCCUACCCUGAAUUAAAGUUGUCGCUGAGGGAGUUCCUUCAGCAGGGUUUGCAUAAUCAAGAAGCCAUCGACAACGAUGCCAAGGAGAGUUGUGAAAUAAAAGCUGGAGAUUUCGUGCAAGCACAAAACCUUAAUGGCUUGGCCGACUAUCUGACUGACUGCGAGGACUACGACACCGACUCCGAAGUAGAACAUGGCUACGAGAAAUCCGUGUGUGUGGAUUUGGACCACGCUGUUGGCGAUCAGGGGCGCGUUAACAUAGCCGAUGGAGAAAAGAACCAGGAUGACUCGGAUCAAUACGAGGACGUGUCCGUGAUAAGCGACAUCAGUGACCUGGCCUCGGCUAUGUCCGAAUGCACCGGCGUAGGAAUUCGAGGAAUGUCCGAGGAUGAGGUCCUGGAGGUGUCCGACAGCGGACAUGAAGAGGUUUGCCAGAUCGCCUGCUCGGGCAGCGAGUCGGAGCCCGAGGGUGCCGCCGGCUGGAGCCAUAGCGUAAGUGAGUCCAGUUUUCCAGCUAUAGAUGUGGCCUUUGUCAGCGCCAGUGGCCAGCCUCGCCGCAACUCAAAGUCGAGUAUGCCCAUGCCAGGACAAAAACAAUUUCUUCAAACGGCGGGUAGACACGAAGAGGUUUUAACGGAUGUCGAAGGCAUAGAUGAUUCGGCUGCUGAAGAUAGCUUUGACAACGAGGAGGAAGACGAGCAGCCCAUACCCCGCGCCAUCAUUUUGGCAUCCGGAGAUGACGGAACAUGUGUGACCGACGUGGAGGACAUGUUUUGUGAGGACUCGUCCUUAACCAACAGCGUACCAGAAGUGAAGACUGUUUCCCACGAAGCCCUGCCGCUGCCACAUCGUGAGGUGGUGGAGCUUAAAGAGGACAAGUACGGCGACACUAUUACCAACGUGAUGCCAAUGGAUAAAAACUAUGAGUUCGGCAUCUACAAUCACCUAAAGGACACCAUCGCCACCGAUUCUGAGGACUAUUCGUGCGCUGAUGAAUGGAGCCUGCAACACUCUCUGGCCGAUGAGGCCGCGGUGGGCGGAAGUCUGAUUGAAAACGAAGUUAUCGUGUCCAACGAAUUGCUGAAGCAGCAGCAAAAUAAACGCUUGGAAGUCCAGUCAAAUGCAGAGUCCGUCACAGAUGUGGAGGAGAUCUUUGUGGCCGGUACCAAUCGGCGCAAGAAGUUGAAGGCUCGCACCCCCAGCAAAGGCAAGAACAAGUUACUUGACAUCACCAAAGGUAAGGAGGAUGGAGUGACCGAUGUCGAGGACAUGGAUUUGAGCGAAUGUGGUCUGCCGCCAGGAGUCAAGAGAGUGGAGCAACUAAAGCAACAGGCCAAGGAGAAAGUCUCCGAUGCCGAGGAUGCGUCCACCGACGAUGUUUCUGAUAUGUCCGAGGCUUCCGAUGCCUUGCCGCCGCCAACGUGCGAUAAGUCUAGCACCAAGAUCAAGCUACCACCGCUUCACUUGCGAUUGCUCAAGGAGGACAUUGUCAAUCAACAGCAUACCGAUGUGGAAGACGUUCAGUGUCCUUCUGAGGCGGAGGAUGCCCUGGAACCGCCGGCAGUGCCGGUGGCCAACAGCAAUAGCAAGGAGCUAAACGACAUGCUGAACGAGAGCUAUACGGUGGUGCAUGAGAGGAGUGGCCGGAUCUUCAACACCGAGGCCGAGAAGCUACACAUAAAAGGCAUGAUUAGAGAUGCCCAUACCGACGUUGAGUAUGUUGAGUCCGACGAGUCAGCCGCUAGGGGAGGCAACUAGUCUUCUUUCCGUGUUCUGAUCCAUUCCGAUUCGAAUCGGUUCCCAGCUGUUGCCAAACGAAAUCUCAACAAUAGUUCUUAAGUGUUCAUAGAUACGAUAACCCAACACACACACUCAAGCAUUUUAAACCCUUCAAGAGAAACAUAUUGAACAACCCAUACUGGAUACCGCAAAGAUCUCAACCGAAAUCG
This is a messenger RNA of Drosophila ananassae, 2252 nucleotides long. RefSeq lists its product as uncharacterized. NCBI's taxonomy places the organism in Eukaryota, Metazoa, Arthropoda, Insecta, Diptera, Drosophilidae. Bases 1 to 2061 code for a protein of 686 amino acids. The record is from RefSeq and is a predicted model, not a curated record. The transcript has 2 exons.